Melanotaenia boesemani (Boeseman's rainbowfish) is the source of this 747-nucleotide messenger RNA. RefSeq names its product LYR motif containing 2 (gene lyrm2). The transcript has 3 exons. NCBI's taxonomy places the organism in Eukaryota, Metazoa, Chordata, Actinopteri, Atheriniformes, Melanotaeniidae. Bases 119 to 385 code for a protein of 88 amino acids. The record is from RefSeq and is a predicted model, not a curated record. Gene Ontology annotation, cellular component: mitochondrion.
UGCGUGAGUCGCUGUUUCUACAACAUCCGGUGAAGCGGUGUGUUAUUGGUCAGGUUCAGAGCUGUCGAUAUACUCUGAGUAUAGUAUGUCGGUCAGUUAUGUAAACAGUGUUUAAAAGAUGACAGUUUCAAGGUUACCACCUGCAGCGCUCUCUUUAAAACAGUUUUUACACAGACAGAGGGUUUUGGGGAUCUACAGAACCAUGUUGAGGACCAUCCGACAGGUACCAGACGAGGCGGACAGGAAGUAUCUGAAAGACUGGGCCAGAGAAGAGUUCAGGAGAAAUAAGGAUGCUACAAAUCAGGACGCCAUCCGCAUGAUGAUCACACAGGCCCGCAACCAUCUGGAGACGCUGCAGAAAACGCUGGCGUUGGCCAGAAGCUGACGGCUGGGAGUCGUUCUGACCUGCUGGAUGUGGACUGCUUGAGUUCUGCGAGGACGGGGACGACCCUGAAGAUUGGAAACCCGUCAGAGAUGGGUCGGGUCUCUGGACUCGUCAGGUCUCUACACUAAGUCGGGUCUCUGGACUUGGUCGGGUCACUGGACUUGGUCGGGUCUCUGGACUCGGGGAGGACAGACAGCAGAGACCUGAAGGCAUCGCAGUGACGUGUCUGUUCGUCCUGCUGUACAUAGAAAUAAAGAAUGAAACCACACACACACACACCUUGUAUCUUCGUUUUUAAUACAAAAUAUGUUGUCUGGCAUCAUCAUCAUCAUCACAGUGCAUAAUUCAUGUCGGUGAAAAAG